This is a messenger RNA of Cynoglossus semilaevis (tongue sole), 3642 nucleotides long. RefSeq names its product adenylate cyclase type 2-like. Gene Ontology annotation, biological process: intracellular signal transduction; cAMP biosynthetic process; adenylate cyclase-activating G protein-coupled receptor signaling pathway. Gene Ontology annotation, cellular component: plasma membrane. Gene Ontology annotation, molecular function: adenylate cyclase activity. The record is from RefSeq and is a predicted model, not a curated record. Lineage: Eukaryota; Metazoa; Chordata; Actinopteri; Pleuronectiformes; Cynoglossidae. Bases 1 to 2955 code for a protein of 984 amino acids. The transcript is spliced from 24 exons.
AUGGAUUCUGAGGAGGAUGUGGUUUGCCGCUGCCCUCUGGUGGCGUUCUUCUUGUUCAUCGUAUUUGUGGUCUACACCAUGCUGCCUUUCACCAUGAGAGGGGCCAUAAUCACCAGCGCCAUCACCUGCCUGUCACACACCGUCACUCUCAGCGUCUGCCUGGCCAAGACCAUCCCACAGUUGGAGCCUUUAGUAUGGCAGAUCUUAGCCAACGUGAUCAUCUUCACCUGCGGUAACCUGGCCGGCGCGUACCACAAGCACCUGAUGGACCUGGCUCUGAAACAGACGUACCAGGACACCUGCAACUGCAUCAAGUCGCCCAUCAAACUGGAGUUCGAGAAGCACCAACAGGAGCGUCUCCUGCUGUCCCUGCUGCCCGCUCACAUAGCCCGGGUGAUGAAGGCUGAGAUCAUCCAGAGACUGCAGGGCCCUAACUUCGGUCGAACUGAGAGCACCAACAACUUCCACAACCUGUAUGUGCAGCGUCACACCAACGUCAGUAUUCUGUACGCUGACAUCGUUGGCUUCACCAGACUUGCCAGUGACUGCUCUCCAGGUGAACUUGUGCACAUGUUGAAUGAACUGUUUGGCAAGUUUGACCAGAUUGCAAAGGAAAAUGAGUGCAUGCGCAUCAAGAUCCUGGGAGACUGUUACUACUGCGUGUCUGGUCUGCCCGAGUCUCUACCCGACCACGCCAGGAACUGUGUGAAGAUGGGCCUGGAUAUGUGUGAGGCCAUCAAAAAGGUCAGAGACGCCACCGGAGUGGACAUCAACAUGCGCGUCGGCGUCCAUUCAGGAAACGUGCUGUGCGGCGUGAUCGGCCUCCGGAAGUGGCAGUACGAUGUGUGGUCACAUGACGUAACGCUAGCCAAUCAUAUGGAAGCAGGAGGCGUACCAGGGAGAGUUCACAUCUCAUCGGUGACGCUGGAGCAUCUGAAGGGUUCCUACAAGGUGGAGCCCGGCGACGGACAGACCAGAGACUCUUACCUGAAGGAGCACGGAGUUAUCACGUACUUAGUCAUCAACCCUAAGACUGACAGACAAAGCCCGCUGCUGGCUGUGCGCUCUCGACCCUCUCUGGACGGUGGGAAAAUGAGGGCGUCGGUUCGAAUGACCCGUUACCUGGAGUCGUGGGGAGCGGCCAAGCCCUUCGCCAACCUCCACCAUCGAAACAGCAUGACCACGGACAACGGCAAAAUCAACACCACGGACGUUCCACUGGGACAGUAUCAGUUCCAGCGACGGGAAAGGUCCAAGUCUCAGAGGAGGAGGUUCGAGGAAGAGCUGAAUGAGCGAAUGAUUCGCACCAUCGACGGCAUCAACUCGCAGAAACAGUGGCUGAAGUCUGAGGACAUCCAGAGGAUCUCAUUAUUCUUUCACAACAAGACACUGGAGAAAGAGUACAGAGCAACAACAUUACCAGCCUUCAAGUACUACGUCACCUGCGCCUGCCUCAUAUUCGUCUGCAUAUUCAUCGUGCAGAUCCUCGUCUUGCCCAAAACCGCAGUGCUAGAGGUCUCCUUUGGUCUGGCCUUCCUGCUCCUGGCAUUGAUCCUGCUCCUUUGUUUUGCCGAUCACUUUCUGCAGAGACAAAAGGACGCCUCCUGCUCGUUCGCGUGGUUUCCCACCUCUUCGCGCGUCAUUGUCACCAACAAUCCCUGGCUGCGAUUAAUCCUCACCGUCAUGACCACCGCUGUCAUCCUGGUGAUGGCCGUCUUUAAUAUGUUCUUUGUGGAAGAUCCAGGAGGUGCUGUGGAGGACAUCCUCACAUCUGCGGCACUUGAGAUUCCCGUCACGACCGCACAGAUGAAUCGAAGCAAUGACAGCCUGUUGGAGUACCAGGAGAAAAACACGGAAGUAAACAAAUUCUAUCUGCCCUAUUUCAUCUACUGCUGCAUUCUGGGCCUGCUGUCGUGCUCCGUGUUCCUGAGGAUCAACUACGAGCUGAAGAUGGUGGUGAUGCUGGUCGCCGUGGUGAUCUACAACAUCAUCAUCCUGCAGACGCACGCCUCCCUGCUGGACGGAUUCAGUAAAGCACCUUAUCCCACUCAUGAGCUGCAGAGACCUGGAGUUCUGAAGGAUCUAAAGACAAUGGGCUCCGUGUCUCUUUUCAUCUUCUUUAUCACUCUGCUAGUGUUGGCCAGACAGAAUGAAUAUUACUGUCGGUUGGACUUCUUGUGGAGGGACAAGUUCAAACGGGAGUGUGAGGAGAUCGAAACCAUGGAGAAUCUCAACCGGGUUCUGCUGGAGAACGUUUUACCUGCUCACGUGGCCGAACACUUUCUGGGAUGCAACUGGAAAAAUGAGGAACUUUACCAUCAGUCGUACGACUCUGUGUGUGUGAUGUUCGCUUCCAUUCCGGACUUUAAAGAGUUUUACACAGAGUCCGACGUCAACAAGGAAGGACUGGAGUGCCUGCGUCUCCUCAACGAGAUCAUAGCGGACUUCGACGAGCUGCUGUCCAAGCCGAAGUUCAGCGGCGUGGAGAAGAUCAAGACCAUCGGCAGCACCUACAUGGCUGCAACAGGACUUAAUGUGACACCUGGACCUGAGUGCACACAGGAACAUGACCGACAGUACAUGCACAUUGGCACGAUGGUGGAGUUUGCCUUUGCUCUCGUUGGGAAACUGGACGUCAUCAACAAACACUCCUUCAACGACUUCCGACUCAGGAUUGGAAUAAACCAUGGCCCUGUAAUAGCAGGAGUUAUUGGGGCCCAGAAACCUCAAUAUGACAUCUGGGGAAAUAGUGUGAAUGUGGCCAGUAGGAUGGAGACCACUGGGGUUCUCGGCAAAAUACAGGUAACAGAGGAGACGAGUCAGAUCUUGUCCACCCUGGGAUACAUGUGCUCGUGCCGUGGCAUGAUCAACGUCAAGGGCAAAGGGGAGCUGAAGACUUAUUUUGUCCACACAGAAAUGACCCGCUCCCUGUCACAGGGGACCGUGGUGCCUUGAGCACACUGGACUGACAGAUCAACUUGGGAGUACGAUUACGUGGCCUGAAAGCGACCUGUCAUGCUCUGUACCUAAAACUCAUCACCUGCUGCCGUCUGCGCCCGAGGAGACAACCGUCGAUGACAACUUUUGUCUUUAGCAACACGACUAGGAGAAAAGCUGAGGCUCAGCCCCGAGGUCCGUCACCAAGUUAAGGGAGUGUCUGACUAAAGAAGAGGCUUGCCGUGUUGGUGGAGUCUUCAAGGACCACAGUUCCCCCAUCUGUAGAGUUGACGUGUGUAGCUAAUUAGCCAUGCAAGUGUCCCACUGCUUCAGAGACUGUUGCUAGAGAAACUCAGCUGCCUGCCAAAGUGUAGUUUUUUAUAUAUACACGUUACAUAUACUAUGUAUCCGCCCGGUGGGCAUCUUCUGCCCGAUCUCCUUCUAUUUUAUCCCAAAUGGAUUUUUGUUAUAGUCUAUUGUCCCGUAGAGCAGCUCAUGCCUUUGAUACGUCAGCAUGAUGGGUAGUUUUUGGCGAAAACUAUGAGUAAUACUGUGUACGGAAUAAUUGUAGAAGGAAUCUGAAUGUAAAUGUACAGUAAAGUCUCCCUUUUUUUAUGAUCUGAAAAAAAAAAAAAAAAAACCAACAGCAUCGUGUGUAAAUGUCUACUGUCAGCUUUUGGUAUUGAUUAAACCUUUGUACAAAAA